UAUAUCAUUGUUCAUCACAUUUAGCAAAAGAUCAAAAUCCAGCUUACAGCAUCGAUCAUCCGCCAUUGAUGAUGAUGAUGUUGAAUUUAGAGCUCUAUAGCUCACUUUUCUUGACUCUGUUCCUCUUCGUCUUGUUUCAAUUCAAGUCUAGUUUCACCAACAAUCCUAAGAACCUUCCGAGAUCUUUUCCCUUCAUUGGCUCCAUUUUCGCCAUUAACGCUAACAAGGAACGAGUUGUUCAAUGGACUUCCGAAUUAGCACUGGCUUCGCCGUCGCACACCUUCGUCAUCAACCAUCCCAUCGGCCGACGAGUAGCUUACACCGCAAAUCCAGCUAAUAUCCGUCAUAUCUUAAGAACCCAUUUCAAUAACUACCAAAAAGGCGAAAACUUCCGCAUCGCUGCCGCCGAUUUCCUCGGGGACGGAAUCUUCAACGCCGACGGCGAGAAAUGGAAGUCCCAGAGACUGGUGGCGCUCCACGAAUUCAAUACCAGGUCCCUCAGGAAGUUCAUUGAGCAGGUGGUGGAAACCGAACUCUCCGAUCGUCUCAUCCCCAUCCUCUCCGCCGCCGCCGCCAACAACACCGUCCUCGAUUUCCAGGACAUUCUGCAGCGAUUCACGUUCGACAAUAUCUGUAAGAUCGCCUUCGGAUACGACCCCGCUUACCUAUCUCCUUCUCUCCCGAUAGAGAAAUUCCCUCACGCCUUCGAAGAAGCAGAUCGAAUCACCAACGAGAGACUCCAAUCGUUCCACCCCUGCAUCUGGAGACUAAAGAGAUAUCUCGACGUUGGAUCAGAGAAGGACCUCCGGGUUGCAGUCAAUCAGGUACGAGAUUUCGCGAAACACAUGAUUAAAGAAAAAAACAAGGAAUUGAAAGAGAAUGCGUCGUCGCUGCUCAACUCCGUAGAUCUUCUGUCGAGAUUCUUAAGUUCAGGGCAUUCAGAUGAGAACUUUGUAACGGACAUAGUCAUCAGCUUCAUCUUAGCUGGUCGAGAAACCGCGUCAGCUGCUUUGGUAUGGUUCUUCUGGCUCAUCUCCAAACAUGAAAAUGUGGAACACCAGAUCCUAAGAGAGAUCAUCAGUACAGAGGAAAAUUCCGAUCAAUCGAACAUGUACGAGGAAGUUAAGGAAAUGGUGUACACGCAUGCCGCGUUAAGCGAAAGCAUGAGAUUAUACCCGCCGGUGCCCAUAAACCGUAAGGAGGUAAUGAAUGAUGAUAUUCUUCCGGAUGGGACGGUCGUGAAAAGAGGGAUGUGGGUGAUUUACCUCCCAUUCGCGAUGGGAAGAUCAGAGGAGAUUUGGGGGAAUGAUUGGGCGGAGUUCCGUCCUGAACGGUGGCUCAAGGAAGAUCCGGUCACCGGGGGACGAAAAUUCGUGGCAAAGGAUUCUUUCGAGUAUCCUGUGUUUCAAGCAGGUCCCAGGAUUUGUAUUGGGAAGGAGAUGGGGUUUUUGCAGAUGAAGUCGAUUGCCGCCGGCGUCCUGCGACAGUUCAAGGUGGUUCCGGUGGUGACUGAGGACAACAAAGGCGGGAGGUAUAUAACUCAUCUGACAUCCAAGAUGAAAGGAGGGUUUCCUGUUAGGAUUGAAGAACGCAAGGUUUAGAAUGAGAAAGGAUCGAUCGAUGAAAGAAAGUUACAAUAAUUGGGAAGAAUAUGAAAUUGCUGUGUUUAAUCCACAGCAAAAUAAUGCCCCAUGGUAAACUAAGACCAACACUUCAAAUUUGGUUCCAAUAAAUUUUCCACAUAUGUCAUGCUGCAAAAGAACAGUUAUUUUUUUAAAAAUAAUUACACUUUUGUUUCUC
Molecule: messenger RNA, 1800 nt
Organism: Impatiens glandulifera
Lineage: Eukaryota; Viridiplantae; Streptophyta; Magnoliopsida; Ericales; Balsaminaceae
Product: cytochrome P450 94A2-like
Exons: 1
Coding region: 69-1601 (510 amino acids)
Molecular function (GO): monooxygenase activity; heme binding; oxidoreductase activity, acting on paired donors, with incorporation or reduction of molecular oxygen
Source: RefSeq, a predicted model, not a curated record